AUGAAGAACAGUUGUAGGCAAAUAUAUUGUUUUGGCUCUCAAAAAUGUAUCCACAUAGACACAACUUUAUACAAGUUAAGUCAACUACACAAAAAAGUGAUAAAGCGUUAUUCAUCAAAGAACAACCCAAAAUUUUCAAUUCUUUAUGUUGACAAGUAUGCACCAGACAAAUCGUUUAUUGAGCUUGGUUAUGAUGAAAAGUUCAUGGCUAUGCUUAGCAUGUAUGGAAGCGAGAAACAAGUAACCAUUUAUGUGACAAUAGAGAAUAACCUCGGCUCCAAUAUUCAUGCUAACCAUUCGUGUGCCAACAGAGAUGAACCACACGAUGAGUAUGAUGCAGACCUUUGUCCUAGUGAAGAAAGUUAUCAUAGUCAUCUCAGUUCUGAUAAUGAAGACGGUAUAGUGAAUGAUGAUGAUGAAGUUAACUCGUGUAGUAAGAAUAGUAUAAGAAUGGAAGUCAGCUCAAAAUUUGAAAAUGUGGUUGAUUUUAGGAGAGCUUUGAACCACUUUGCAGUCAUAAAUGAGUUUAACUACUACAUUCAGAAAAGUGACCCCACACGAUUCAUAGCAAAAUGUGAAAACCUAGAGUGUGAGUGGAGAAUUCAUGCUUCUAUUACACAAGAUGAAGUUACCUUUGAAGUUAAGAAAAUGGUAGAAGUACAUAAUUGCACUCGAAGCAACAAAGGUGGCAAUAAGUGUGCCACUCAAGGUUGGAUUGCUAAUGUAGUAAUUGACAAGUUGAAAUCUGAUGGGGAUGUCUCUCCAUAUGAGCUUAUAAAUUGGAUUAUGAAAACUUACAAUAUUGACGUGCCGUACCUAAAAGUUUUUAGAGGGAAAGAGAAAGCUUAUACUGACAUGUAUGGUAAGUGGGAAGACUCUUUCAUGAAGAUGGACGGAUUUAGAGAAGAACUAUUACAAAGGAACGAAGGAAGCGUUGUUGAAAUUGACUUUGACAAAGUUGGUGGAAAGAAACUUUUCAAAAGGUUUUUUAUUUGUUUAGCAGCUUGUUCUAGAGGGUUUGUUGCUGGUUGUCGUCCGUAUAUUGGUCUUGAUGCUUGUCAUUUAAAAGGAUAG
Lactuca sativa (garden lettuce) is the source of this 1074-nucleotide messenger RNA. The record is from RefSeq and is a predicted model, not a curated record. NCBI's taxonomy places the organism in Eukaryota, Viridiplantae, Streptophyta, Magnoliopsida, Asterales, Asteraceae.